GUAUAGCCCACUCCCCUCCAUGUCCAAAACCUUGUCCACAAACAAAGGAAAACAUAAAAAGAAAAAGAAAAGAAAAGAAAAGAUACAUAACAAGUACUGAGGAAUAAUGGGAAAUUGUAUAAGGCACGAAUCUUCUAUGCAAUGGGGUGGCGAGGACUGGGGGUCGCCCGAAAAGGGAGGUCUUUUCGCCGGUGAUGAAAUGGGUAAGGGGGCCAAGAGAAUGGAGGAGGAGAAGGGUCUUCUUGGAGAUGAUCAUGACAGUACUACCGGGUUUAGUUCGUCUACAACAGCAGCCAAAACUACGGAGGUGAAGAUCAAGAUCACAAGGAAGCAGCUGGAGGAGUUGCUCGGUAGGGUGGACAUAAAAGACUUGUCGGUGCACCAGGUUCUUGCCCAGUUGAUGAGCGUUAGUGAUCGGUACGAGGCGCAUCAUCGCUCCUGGAGGCCUGCCCUACAGAGCAUUCCUGAAGUGAAUUGAUCCGGUACGUUCUUGUACGUAAAGCGUUGAUCGAUCAGUACAGUGUACAUGUAGUGGUGAUCAUGAUCAUAUCGAUGAUGAUAAAAAAUGAUAUAUAUAUUAGUGUUUCUUUAAGGAUCGAUGUCUUGUUGUUGGUCAAUGUCAUGUAAUUGGAUCUUGUUAAUUAAUUUUGUGAAGGAAUUGAAGAGCUCAAUAGGUUUAGAAUUGGAGGGCUUCUUGGUUUUUGUUCUACACAUUUUGGUUUGCUGUAAAUACCAAACACACCUUUUAAUGAGGCAGAGUUUGAAGUUAAUUAUUUCUUGGUUUUGGUUGUUAA
Molecule: messenger RNA, 794 nt
Organism: Alnus glutinosa
Lineage: Eukaryota; Viridiplantae; Streptophyta; Magnoliopsida; Fagales; Betulaceae
Exons: 1
Coding region: 107-478 (123 amino acids)
Source: RefSeq, a predicted model, not a curated record